Messenger RNA from Closterium sp. Naga37s-1, 3342 nucleotides. The record is from the annotation of a GenBank genome assembly. Lineage: Eukaryota; Viridiplantae; Streptophyta; Zygnematophyceae; Desmidiales; Closteriaceae.
AUGGAUACCAGUCCCGCUCCCCCCGCGAUUCCCGCCGCCCUGGCGAGUCGCGACGAGGUGCUCGCCAGCGUGACUCCCGCUGUGGGGAGGCGCGCCGCUGACGUGUGGGAUGGCGGGAAACUGUCCGACGUGUCGUUUAGCGGGGAAGGGUGGAACCUGGGUGAAGCGAAAUGCUUAGGAUCGAAUCCGGGCGAAGCCUACACCGUCGGCUUCGAUAUACUCACAGGCACAGCAGCAGGAGCAGCAGAAGGAGCAGCAGCAGGAGCAGGGGCAGUAGCAGCGAGCAGCAGAGCAAGGGCAGGGGGGAGAGGACGUGGACGAGCAACAGGGGGAGGAGAAGGGGUGCCACAUGUGAAGGUGGAAGGGAAAUGCACGUGCCCAGCACACGCCAGGUCAGCCAACGGAGUGUGCAAGCACGUGGUGGCGCUGCUUCUCGAGCGCGCGUCUCAGCUGUCCUCCAUGCCACCCGUUUCUAGUGCAAGGGUGCCAGCCAGCACAGGCGCCAUGUCACUUCACGCUGCUGACACGUCAGCUCCUGCUGCUGACAUGUCAGCCCCUGGACGUGACGCGCCAGCAUGUGCUCCUGUUAGCCCUCCCAGUCAUGUGGUUACUGCAGGCUCAGGUUCAACCAGGGGUAUGUUUUCCGAGCCUCAAGCAGGCUCGGUUGCUACUGGGCAGCGUUUAUCCGAACCUGCUAACGGGCUUCCCAAGCCUGUAGGCUUAGAAUCGGGAAGAGUGGAGGCUGGGAAAGCAGGAGGUGGAGAGGGUGAUAGGGGGAUAGGAAAGGGAGAAGGGAAGACAGGGGAAGGGGAUGAUAGGAGUAGAGGUAAGGAGGGUUUGUGGAAAGGAAUGGGUUUAGUGCGGUGUGGAGGGAGGGAAGCAGGUGCAACAAGGAAGAGAGGGAGAGUAUUACCUGCUUGGAUGCUGGUGGUAAAGGAUGGGGGGAAGGGGGAUGAGGGGGAGGAGAAGGGGGCGAAAGGGGACGAGGAGAAGGGGAAGGCACCUUCUCUCCCUCUCACCGUCCCCCUGUCCCUUUCUCCUUGCCUCUCUUCCUCCUCCCUUCCACCCAUUCAGCACGCCAAGCCCGAGUCGCCCUUAGAAAGAGACGAGCCACAAGCACCAGCAGCAAUGCAGCCGUCUGCAGCACCGGCAAUGGUAGCAGCAGCAGCAGCAGCAGCAGCAGCAGCAGCAGCAGCAGCACCACGAGCAGCAGCACCACAAGCAGUAGACACAGCAGAGCCAGCGCCAGCAUCAUCAGAGCAGUCGUCACCACCGUUUUGGCAGCACUUCUUCGAUCCCCUUCCCAAGACACAAGUCCCGCUAAAUGUCACACACCCCAACCAGGAUGAACAGCAGGCCACUAGCCAGCAGCCAAGCCAGCAGCCAAGCCAGCAGCAGCCAAUUCAGCAGCCAAGUUUAGUUCGUGCUACUCGAGUCAACGCCUUUGAGUCAACGCGCUGGUCUUCGGGUCAAUGCGCUGGUCUUCGAGUCAACGCGCUGGUCUUCGGGUUCCUGCUGCCUCGAGAGUCAACUCUUCUGCUGCUACUUGAGUCAACGACCUGCUGCUGCCCUUCAGUCAACGCCCUGCUGCCUCGAGUCAACUCCCGGCCGCCUGGAGUCAACGUUCUGUUACUUCGAGUCAACGCUCGUCCUGCUGCUGUCACCAGGGAGAUGACUAUGCUUCCCUCCCCUGCUCGCGUGUGGCUAGCAGCUGAUCUUCUGCAAUCCUUUCCCCUGCACAUGGUUCUAAUACCCCUCUUUCUUCCCCACCCUCCACACACACCCCGUCCUCCUUCCCUCUCGCACCCUGAUCCCUCUCAGUGGGCUGUGCAAAACUUCUCUCCUUGGUACGCUGAGUGGGCUGUGAGGCGCAUCAAGGAGAGCUGCUGGGGAGGUGGAGCGGACGCAGCAGCAGAGGCAGCGGCGGGUCGUCUUGCUCCCCCCGGCACACAACAGCACAUUGGCCAAGAGAUGAGUGUUCCCUCUGAAGCUAUGCUUCCAUCCCGUGCUCGCGUGUGGCUAUCAGCUGCUCAUCUGCGCAUUACUCACCAAGAGAUGAGUGUCCCUUCGCCAGCCACUCUCCCUCCUCCGUUUUCCUCGUUUUCCCGCUUGUCACUUUGCCCGCUUCACUCAUUCCACUGCCUCCCCGCCCAGCCACCUGUAGUACACCCACGCCCCCCUUUUUCUUUCAAGGGCCCUGAUUGGCGGACGCACCUCAACGGACGUGGGUGGCAGAGGCAGCAGCAGAGGCAGCAGCAGAGGCAGCCGGGUGAGGGGCGUCUUGAGCUCCCUUUUGAGUCGACUCAAAAGUCAGAGGCAGCCAGUGCGCUGCUUGGCGCUGAGGCAUCAUCUUCUCAAGGCUGCCGCGUCUCAAGGGACGUGGGGGCCUCUCCAGACUGCACCACACAACCAGCACACACGCGGCCAGCGUUAUCAAUGUUGGUGGUGGUUGAGUGUGGUGAUGGUGGUGGUGGUGGUGGUGGUGGUGGUGGUGGUGGUGGUGGUGUGGUGGUGGUGGUGGUGGUGGUGGUGGUGGUGGUGGUGGUGGUGGUGGUGGUGGUGGUGGUGGUGGUGGUGGUGGUGGUGGUGGUGGUGGUGGUGGUGGUGGUGGUGGUGGUGGUGGUGGUGGUGGUGGUGGUGGUGGUGGUGGUGGUGGUGGUGGUGGUGGUGGUGGUGGUGGUGGUGGUGGUGGUGGUGGUGGUGGUGGUGGUGGUGGUGGUGGUGGUGGUGGUGGUGGUGGUGGUGGUGGUGGUGGUGGUGGUGGUGGUGGUGGUGGUGGUGGUGGUGGUGGUGGUGGUGGUGGUGGUGGUGGUGGUGGUGGUGGUGGUGGUGGUGGUGGUGGUGGUGGUGGUGGUGGUGGUGGUGGUGGUGGUGGUGGUGGUGGUGGUGGUGGUGGUGGUGGUGGUGGUGGUGGUGGUGGUGGUGGUGGUGGUGGUGGUGGUGGUGGUGGUGGUGGUGGUGGUGGUGGUGGUGUGGUGGUGGGGUGGUGGUGGUGGUGGUGGUGGUGGUGGUGGUGGUGGUGGUGGGUGGUGGUGGUGGUGGUGGUGGUGGUGGUGGUGGUGUGGUGGUGGUGGUGGUGGUGGUGGUGGUGGUGGUGGUGGUGGUGGUGGUGGUGGUGGUGGUGGUGGUGGUGGUGGUGGUGGUGGGGUGGUGGUGGUGGUGGUGGUGGUUGGUGGUGGUGGUGGGUGGUGGUGGUGGUGUGGUGGUGGUGGUGGUGGUGGUGGUGGUGGUGGUGGUGGUGGUGGUGGUGGUGGUGGUGGUGGUGGUGGUGGUGGUGGUGGUGGUGGUGGUGGUGGUGGUGGUGGUGGUGGUGGUGGUGGUGGUGUGGUGGUGGUGGUGGUG